This is a messenger RNA of Loa loa (African eye worm), 1471 nucleotides long. Its product is annotated as TFIIE alpha subunit family protein. Gene Ontology annotation, cellular component: transcription factor TFIIE complex. The record is from RefSeq and is a predicted model, not a curated record. Gene Ontology annotation, biological process: transcription open complex formation at RNA polymerase II promoter; transcription initiation at RNA polymerase II promoter. NCBI's taxonomy places the organism in Eukaryota, Metazoa, Nematoda, Chromadorea, Rhabditida, Onchocercidae. The transcript has 8 exons. Bases 317 to 1471 code for a protein of 384 amino acids.
UAAGAAGUGGUAUGAGUAGAGAUGAGGUGGUGUUUCCCGAUAAAAAACAGGGUCUUUAUCACUGUUACUAUUCUUCCCAGAUAUUGUUGGGAUUUGUUAAGGUACUAUUGCUAAGGGCAUAUGGUUAUAAAUCUUGCCAAUGUAAAUUUCAGGAGUACCCAGUGGAAUUUACAGCGCCGAAGAAAAUUAUGUCUUUUCGGUUUUUCACAUUUUUAUGUAUAUAUGAAAGUUAAUACAUAGAGCACAGGCAUAAGUGUAUCGAUUUACCGGUUAUAACAUAAACGCGAAGUGAAGGAAAAGAUAGAGUAACAGCAACAUGUCAUUGGACAGUGAGCGAGAUGAUCAGAAGAAAAGUGAGGAGCAGAAGGGAAUGAUCUUGGAAGAGCUUCCGGAAAAUCUGAUUAGAUUUGCAUCGCUGAUGGUGAAGACAUUUUAUGGCAAAGAGCAUUACAUUGUUUUGGAUUAUGUGCGAAGAAAUAAGUGUAUCAAAGAAGAUGAUCUCAGACACUUGAUCAAGUUUGACCAGCGUUUUCUGCGAACAGUUCUAAUGCAGUUGAAAGUUGACAAAAUUCUAAAGGAACGUUUGGUAUCAGAAGAAACGGAUGGACGGGCGCGUAAAGUCAAUUAUUAUUUUAUUAAUUACAAAGCAUUGUUAAAUGUGGCAAAAUAUAAAAUCGACCAUAUGAGACAACGUCUGGAAGUAAAAGAUAAGGACGAAGUACAUAAAGCUUCAUACCGCUGUACCGGUUGUCAGUAUCAGUAUGACGCUAUGGAAAUGGAUAAAAUUUUUGAUCCGCUUACGCAAGAGCUUUGUUGCUGGCGAUGUCAGCAAACCGUUGAACCGGAUGAAACUGCUGCGCGUUUCAAUGAGCAGAUGACUCCAUUCUUUUCAAUGUUGCAAAGCUUAUACGGUAUACGUCUUGCCAGGCAUCUUAUCGAACCAUCAAUUAAAGUUGCGGAUAAUAUUUUUAUAGAACCGGAUGGAAAACGAGUAAUAGCAGUUGGUGAACGACCAUUCGGCGAACAAACAUCUGCUUCGCGAUUAAUGUACCAGAACAGUAUCAUGGUGAGCAUAGUAGAAGAAGGUGUGACUCCGAAUGUUGAGCCAAAAAAGCUUGUACCCUGGCUUCACAGUAAUCAGAAAGAUGAAGAAGCAACAAGUUCUUUCACAGUCUGUUCCGACAAUCCUGCCGAUUCGAAUGGAAUCAUAGGUCCCGAAAAGAGCAAAAAUGAUAUCGACAGCUUACUGGUCACUGAAUUCGAAGAGGCAAAGCCGGGAACAUCUCUUGCAGAAAGUAUUCAAGAAACUGCAUAUGAGCCGGUUAAUAUGGAAAGUGACGAUGACGAAGUUAUCUUUGUCGCCGGAAAGAAAUAUUAUCUAGAUGAAGUUACACCCGAAUUGGUGUCUCAGAUGAAUACUUCCGAAAAAGAAAUUUAUAUACAAAGGACACAAGAAAAUUUCGAUUAUUGA